AUGGCUCUUCUCGUCGACAAGCUGCGUCCACGGACGCUCGAUGCGCUCUCAUACCAUCCUGAGCUCUCGGAUCGCCUUCGGUCCUUGGCACAAAGCGGAGACUUUCCUCAUCUACUGGUCUACGGUCCAUCAGGCGCUGGCAAGAAAACGCGUAUUAUCGCGACUCUGAAGGAACUCUACGGCCCCGGUGUUGAAAAGAUUAAGAUCGAUGCCCGGGUCUUCCAAACCACCAGCAACCGCAAGCUCGAAUUCAACAUCGUAUCCUCCGUCUACCACCUCGAGAUUACUCCCGCUGACGUCGGCACCUAUGACCGGGUCGUGGUUCAGGAAUUGCUGAAGGAGGUUGCCCAGACACAACAGGUGGACCUGUCGGCGAAGCAACGGUUCAAGGUUGUCGUGAUCAACGAAGCCGACCAUCUCACGCGUGACGCACAGGCCGCGCUGAGACGGACGAUGGAAAAAUACAGCCCGAACUUGCGCUUGAUUCUCCUGGCCAACAGCACCUCUAACAUCAUUGCUCCAAUUCGCUCGCGUACCCUGCUGGUCAGGGUGGCUGCGCCUACUGAAAACGACAUCUGCUCGGCGCUUCGGGUCGCUGCAAAGAGAGAGGGAUGGACCGAGGCUGAUGGGCUGAACAAAAGAAUCGCGAAGGAGAGUGGUCGGAAUCUACGCCGUGCAUUGCUUAUGUUCGAGGCUAUUUAUGCGCAGAAUGAAAAAGUCACAGACAACAGCCCCAUCCCGCCUCCAGACUGGGAGGCACUUAUCUCGGUUACCGCAGACGAGAUUAUAAGGGAACGAUCUCCCGCUCAACUUUUGCAGGUCCGCGCACAACUCUAUGAUUUGUUGACACACUGCAUCCCCCCGACUACCAUUCUUAAGACAUUGACAUUCAAGCUCGUGUCAAAAGUUGACGAUGUGCUUAAGCCGGAUGUGAUCAAAUGGUCUGCCUUUUACGAGCAUCGGAUCAAGCUAGGCAGUAAAGUGAUUUUCCACCUCGAGGCCUUUGUGGCCAAGUUCAUGCGUAUCUACGAAAGUUGGACGAUGGGCAUGGAUUUCGAAUAA
Molecule: messenger RNA, 1062 nt
Organism: Penicillium canariense
Lineage: Eukaryota; Fungi; Ascomycota; Eurotiomycetes; Eurotiales; Aspergillaceae
Product: replication factor C subunit 5
Exons: 6
Coding region: 1-1062 (353 amino acids)
Biological process (GO): DNA repair; DNA-templated DNA replication
Cellular component (GO): nucleus; Rad17 RFC-like complex; DNA replication factor C complex
Molecular function (GO): DNA binding; ATP hydrolysis activity; DNA clamp loader activity
Source: RefSeq, a predicted model, not a curated record